Molecule: messenger RNA, 456 nt
Organism: Purpureocillium lilacinum
Lineage: Eukaryota; Fungi; Ascomycota; Sordariomycetes; Hypocreales; Ophiocordycipitaceae
Product: subunit of tubulin prefoldin
Biological process (GO): RNA polymerase I assembly; RNA polymerase III assembly; protein folding
Cellular component (GO): cytoplasm; prefoldin complex
Source: RefSeq, a predicted model, not a curated record
AUGGCCGGUGCCCGCGAGACGAUCAACCUCGACACCCUCGAGCCGCAGCAGCUCGCGCAGGUCAAGAAGCAGCUCGACGAGGAGCUCGAGCACCUCACCUCGUCCUUUGCGCAGCUCCACGGCGCGCAGAACAAGUUCAGGGACUGCCUGCGCUGCGUCAACAGCCGCUCCGCCGCCACCGCUGCGCAAAACUCGGUCCUCGUUCCCCUGACCAACUCCCUCUACGUCCGCGGCGAGCUCACAGAUACUGAGAGCGUGCUGGUAGACGUCGGCACGGGCUUUCUCGUCGAAAAGAAAUUGAAAUCGGCCGAGCAGUUCUACGACAGCAAGGUGCAGGAGCUCGGAAACAAUCUCAAGGAGCUCGAGGCGAUUGUAUCACAGAAGCAGGCCAACGUGAGGGCCGUGGAGGAAGUAUUACGACAAAAGCUCAUGGCUGCUCAGGGAUCGCAGGCUUAG